Messenger RNA from Acomys russatus (golden spiny mouse), 3646 nucleotides. It is a transcript of the gene Zfpm1, whose product is annotated as zinc finger protein, FOG family member 1. The coding region runs from base 675 to 3455 and encodes 926 amino acids. Gene Ontology annotation, cellular component: nucleus. Gene Ontology annotation, molecular function: RNA polymerase II-specific DNA-binding transcription factor binding. NCBI's taxonomy places the organism in Eukaryota, Metazoa, Chordata, Mammalia, Rodentia, Muridae. The record is from RefSeq and is a predicted model, not a curated record. Gene Ontology annotation, biological process: heart development; megakaryocyte differentiation; erythrocyte differentiation. The transcript is spliced from 8 exons.
AACAGCCAGGCCUGCACCUGGCACCGGCGGCCGUGAUAACACGGUGAUGGGCGCGAUAACGGCUCAAGAGCGUAUCUGACGUUCAGGCGGGUCCAGUGCGGCUCCUCUCGGUGGCUGGAGCUCAGAUGCCAGCCACUUUGAUUUAUAGCCAAAAAUAAUAGGACUUUUAUACCAUGGGAUUGAUUUAUUUGAUGUUAAUCACAGCCCUUAUCGCGGUAUUAAUAAUCUGCUGGUCCCAUGACGUCACCCAGGGGGCUUUACAGGAGCUCAUCGAUCGGGGGCCACACUGGUUAUCUGGCCCUGCCAGGAAGGCAAACAUGCCCUUUGGGCUAGAAUUGGUUGCGGGGCUGGUGGAGGGGCCCAGCUGUUGCAGAGACCAGUGAGCCAGAAGCCACAGGCCUAGGUACACUGGGUGGGCACUGGGCUAUGACAGGUAGCAGCUAAAGGAACAAUUGUUACUGCUGUAUCAGCAGGGGCUGAGGGCUUUACAAGGCUAAGAGGGAACCUGGAGUGUUAGAUAGGGCAGGAGGGCAGGUGACUGUGUGCCCCUUAGCCUCAGUUUCCCUCCUGGUCACAAGCUAGCGCAGCAAGGAUGUGACAAUGUUUUCCUCUCUACAGAUGUGAGUCCACCGACAGUGCCAGCACCUCUUGAGUCCCCUGAAGAUCCUGAGGAUAUGGAGGGGCAGAAGUUGGAGAUGAGGCCCCAGGAUGAAGAGAAAGAGGAAAAAGAAGAAGAGGCAGCCCUGGCUAGUCCCUGGAGUGGGCCAGAGGAGCUGGAACUGGCACUACAGGAAGGGCAGAGGUGUGUGCGGGCCCGGCUGAACCUCACUGAGGGCCUGUCAUGGGGCCCUUUCCGUGGGAGCAUCCAGACCAGAGCCUUGACCCCAGAGCGGGAAGAACUGGGCCCAGCUGCGACCCUGCUGGUGGAUGAGGCCUGCUGGCUAAGGAUGCUACCCCAGGCUCUGACAGAAGCGGAAGCCAAUUCGGAGAUCUACAGGAAGGAUGACGCCCUCUGGUGCAGGGUCACCAAGGUGGUGCCUUCUGGUGGACUUCUACACGUGCUCCUUGUGACCGAGCCCCACGGUGCUCCCCGACACCCUGUGCAGGAACCAGUAGAACCUGGAGGCUCAGCCGCAGUGCACACAGACAUCCAGCUGCUGCCCCAGCAGGCUGGCAUGGCGUCCAUCCUCGCUACCGCAGUCAUCAACAAUGUCUUCCCUUGCAAAGACUGCGGCAUCUGGUACCGUAGUGAGCGGAACCUGCAAGCUCACCUGCUCUACUACUGCGCCAGCCGCCAGCGUGCAGGCUCCCCCGUCUCAGCGACUGAGGAAAAGCCCAAGGAGACCUACCCCAACGAGCGUAUCUGCCCCUUUCCUCAGUGCCGAAAGAGCUGCCCGAGUGCCAGCUCGCUGGAGAUCCACAUGCGUAGCCACAGCGGAGAGCGCCCCUUUGUGUGCCUCAUUUGCCUGUCAGCCUUCACCACCAAGGCCAACUGUGAACGCCACCUCAAGGUGCACACAGACACACUCAGCGGUGUCUGUCACAACUGUGGCUUCAUAUCCACCACAAGGGACAUCCUCUACAGCCACCUGGUGACAAACCACAUGGUGUGCCAGCCAGGCUCUAAGGGUGAGAUCUACUCACCAGGGGCUGGACACCCAGCAGCCAAACUUCCUUCAGACAGCCUGGCAGGCUUCCAACAGCACUCACUGAUGCAGGGUCCCCUGGCUCCUACUGACAAGGUACCCACGCCAUCCUCAGGACUGGACAGUAAGGCCUUGGCUGAAGUCACCAAUGGAGAGACCAGAGUGUCCCCCCAAAAUGGGGGCAGCAGCGAGUCUCCUGCAGCCCCUAGGACCAUCAAGGUGGAAGCUACAGAGGAGCCUGAAGCUGCCCGUGCCUCAGACCCGGGAGAACCAGGUCCCCAGGCUCCCUCUCGGACGCCUUCGCCACACAGCCCCACGCCAGUCAGGGUGAAGAGAGAACUGUCCAGCCCCACACCUGGCUCCAGCCCGGGGCCGGGAGAGCUAACAGUGGCUGGGACGCUCUUCCUGCCCCAGUAUGUGUUCAGUCCAGACGCAGGCGCUACCGCCGUUGCUACAGCGCCACAGGCCUCAGAGAUCCUGGCUAAAAUGUCGGAGUUGGUGCACAGCCGGCUGCAGCAGGGCGCCGGGAGCUCCGGUGCAGCGGGAACGCCCACCGGCCUCUUCCCGGGGACUAAGGGCGCCACGUGCUUUGAGUGCGAGAUCACUUUCAACAACAUCAACAACUUCUACGUGCACAAGCGCCUCUACUGCUCCGGCCGCCGCGCGCCCGAGGACCCGCCCGCUGUGCGCAAACCCAAGGCGGUCAUAGGGCCGGCCCGCGCGCUUCCAGGUGCCGCCGCAGAACCAGACGCACCACGGUCAUCGCCGGGGCCCGGGCCGCGAGAGGAAGAGGCGGGUGGCACGACCACUCCAGAGGGUGAGGCCGCCGGCCGGGGCAGCGAGGGCAGCCAGAGUCCCGGCAGCUCGGUGGAUGACUCAGAGGAUGAUCCCAGCCGUACUUUGUGCGAGGCCUGCAACAUCCGGUUCAGCCGCCACGAAACCUACACUGUGCACAAGCGCUACUACUGCGCCUCACGCCACGACCCGCCACCGCGCAGGCCACCCGCACCCACGCCGGCUCCGGGACCCGCGGCUCCGGCACUGACAGCUCCGCCCGUGCGCACGCGCCGGCGUCGCAAGCUGUACGAGUUGCCCGCAGCCGGCGCCCCGCCCCCCUCGGCAGGCCCCGCCCCUGUGCCUGUUGUGCCCGCCCCUACAGCUGAGGGGCCUUCUUCUCCAAGACCGGCAAGCUCAAGUGCCGGCCCCGCCCCCACGCCCUCUCCGGGACCCGUCCCCGACGGCCCCAUAGACUUGAGCAAGCGGCCCCGUCGCCAGACUCCGGAUACACCUGCUGCUCUGCCCGCACUGGCGGACUACCACGAGUGUACCGCAUGUCGCGUAAGCUUCCACAGCCUCGAAGCUUACCUGGCCCACAAGAAGUACUCGUGCCCCCACGCGCCUUUGCGCACCGCCUCCCUCUGCCCCUAUUGCCCGCCCAACGGGCGCGUUCGUGGCGACCUGGUUGAGCAUUUGCGCCAGGCACACGGCCUGCAGGUGACCAAGCCUGUGGCCAGCCCGGGCGGUGAGUCUCGCACACCUGCCGAGCGUGCUCUGCGUGACAGCCCAGACGGCCGAUCGCCACGCUCCCCAUCCCCUGCUCCUGAGAACACGCCUUCUGACCCGAUAGAUCUAGGCGUGCGGACGCCCUGCAAGGGCCCGCCAGUACCUGCUCCUGCGCCUGGUGGCGGUGGCGGUGGCAGUGGCCACCGCUACUGCCGCCUGUGCAACAUCAAGUUCAGCAGCCUGUCCACCUUCAUCGCACAUAAGAAGUAUUACUGCUCCUCUCACGCCGCCGAGCACGUGAAGUGAGCCUGCGGGACCGCACCACCGGACCCUUGGCACUUAAUAAAGACGUUUCGGUGUGUUAAGUUCGCUGGCGGGCCGGCCUGUUGUCUUAGAUCCAGUGGGCUUCGGUCCAUACCCCAGCCUGUGCAGAUCUGCACUGGGCACCUCACCCCGUUCUCCAGGACCUAGCCCACUCCAGGGGCUCAAGCAGCUCA